Molecule: messenger RNA, 891 nt
Organism: Calliphora vicina (urban bluebottle blowfly)
Lineage: Eukaryota; Metazoa; Arthropoda; Insecta; Diptera; Calliphoridae
Product: farnesol dehydrogenase-like
Exons: 2
Coding region: 78-827 (249 amino acids)
Source: RefSeq, a predicted model, not a curated record
UCAAGGUGUUAAGACUGUACCUCAGUUAAGAAAAAUUUUAUUAAAAUAAAAUAAAACAAAACAAUACGUAAAAUAUAAUGGAACGUUGGGAAAAUAAAGUGGCUGUUGUAACUGGAGCUAGCUCGGGCAUUGGUGCUGCCAUUGUCAAAGAUCUCAUUAAUAGUGGUUUACAAGUUGUGGGUCUGGCUAGACGUGUAGAGCGUGUUGAAGAAAUUAAGGCACAAUUGCCAGUUAAACUACAAUCGAAAUUAACUGCCCUUAAAUGUGAUGUUUCCAAUUUGAAAUCGGUUAAUGAGGCUUUCGAUAAAAUCAUCUCACACUUUGGUGGUGUUGACAUUUUAAUCAAUAAUGCUGGUUGCAUUAAGAACGGACAACUAUGCACCGCUAAUGUCGAUGACAUUCAACAGGUGCUACAAACAAAUGUCAUGGGAGUUGUGUAUUGUACCCAACGUGCUUUCAAAUCCAUGAAGGAGCGUAAUUUUGAUGGUCAUGUGGUUUUAAUUAACAGUAUUGCCGGUCAUAAUGUCAUUGCUCUAGGCAAUCAAGCACCCGAUGGUAACAUGUAUUCACCUAGUAAAUUUGCCAUCACUGCUAUAACAGAGAUUUAUAGACAAGAGUUUAAGGGUUUGGGCACUAAGAUUAAAGUUACGAGCGUUAGUCCCGGUGCUGUUGACACUGAAAUUGUACCUGAUAAUAUUAAGGAAUUACUGGGUGAAACCUUACUAAAAGCUGAAGAUAUUUCUCAAGGUGUUUUGUAUGCCAUUUCUACACCACCUCAUGUUCAAAUCCAUGAAAUGACUAUUAAGCCAGUCGGUGAAAUGUUUUGAGUGAAUUUAGUUAAAUUGUAUUACAGACUUUUUUAUAGUUAUUAAUUUAUUUCCUACAUCUUAC